GUUCGUUUUAAUCAGAGGGUGAUUUAGUAUUAGCGAUGCUGUGGUUGUGUCUAUGUGUGUUCGCCUUCUCCGCGGCACCAGCAGCGGCGGUGGUGGGUGGAGCACCCGCGGCCGCGCCAGAGCCCGACGCUGCUGUGGUAUUCACGCAAAAGCAUGGCUUGAGUGCCAGAUUGGAGGGUCUGAAGGACGACCGGCUGGGCUAUUACACGUUCGCUGGCAUAAGAUAUGGCGAACCGCCAAUGGGUGAAAGAAGAUUCCAGCGGCCAGUACGACAAUAUUUGGCUGGGGAGAUCAAUGCCACAAGGUACUGUGCGCCUUGCCCGCAACUGGACCCUCGAGGAUCGGGGCAAAUCAUUGGCAACGAAGACUGCUUAUGUCUUAAUGUAUUUGCACCAAAGAUGCCUGGGGAUGAACAAGGUUCUCCUGUUGUCAUAUUUAUUCAUGGCGGUAAUUACAGAACUGGAUCUGCUACUCAAUACGGGGGCCAGCAUUUAACUCAAAAGGACACGAUACUAGUGACCGUGCAGUAUCGUCUGGGCUCUCUCGGUUUCCUAAGCACGGGACAAAAGGACGCGUCGGGGAACACUGGACUGUUUGACAUUCGCGCCGGGCUUGAGUGGGUUAAAGAGUACAUAGAGUUCUUCGGUGGAGACCCGUCACGUGUGGUCGUUGCGGGUCACGGAUCCGGCGGUAGUGCAGCAUCCCUCGUGGGCUUAACACCUGAAGGACGUUCAGCAGGAGUAGUGGCGCUGUCAGGAGCACCUCUGUCUCCCGGCGCGAUAAGGAAUGAAACGCAGACCAUUGAACACUCAGAGGCCGUGGCUGAAAAGACAGGAUGCCCUAAAGCUCCACCUGAAAGCUUGAUUAUGUGCUUGAGGAAACUGCCCAUGGAAAAAAUCGUGCAGGUAGAUAAAGAUAUCAAAGGAGAUAUGUUGAACACUAGAGCAUUUUUGGAGGAUAUUUCUGGUACUGAAGGUUCCGGACCCCGAUCGGAAGGGAAAGACGAUGAGCGUGGUUUACCGCCUUUGGUAGAAGAGAAACCCAAUGAGUCUUUAAAAAAGAAGCGUCAGAGAAACGCAAUGCUGACGGGCGUUGUGUCUGCAGAGACUUCACGUGCUGUUUAUGGAAAAUAUUCAAACUUCCUCACUCAACAAGCGAAAGCAGUAACAGAUUUCAUCAAGAAGGAUCUGAUCGGUAACCUCCGGGGUGUAAUGGAGACGGUUGGAGGUUUGGACGUCGUGGGCAUUCAAAAUGUACUGCCACUACCGGAAUACUAUGGAGCUCUGCUUGAUACCUCGACUAAAGCAGUUGAUGUUCUCAGCCAAGUUGUUGAAGCCACUGGUGAUGCACUUUUCAACUUCCCUGCGUACCAAAGUGUGAGGGAGUGGAGUGCGGCGGCGCCUGCGUUCCUGUACAGCUUUGAGCAUGUCGGUAACCUUACAAAGGGCUCGCAUUUUCUACCUGGCCUUGCCCUGACUCAAGGAACAAAUAAUCCCACGGAUAAAAAAGCCAAAGGGCCGGCCCAUGGUGACGAAUUGGCUUACAUCUUCGAACCUUUGGACGAGGAGGGCAGAUCUGUAGCAGGAGACAUAUCUUCCUCCGAUGUGAAAGUUAGAGAUUCAUUUGUUUCCCUCAUCGCCAAGUUUGCUCACAGCAAACCUGAGACAAACACAUCUAAGACAAACGAUGAGAACGUUUUUUCGAAUUUCCUUGGAUUUAAGCCAUAUUCGGCGGAUAGCGAGCAGUUCUUGAAAAUUGGAGAUAAGAUAACCGUGGAUAAGAAUUUCAGAUUCUGUCAAAUGGGCUUGUGGGGUAAUAUGGCAGAUAGAAUUACUGGAGCUUUCUGCAAAGGUAUCCUUGAGAAACUUCUAGAUCCUUCGAAACUACUGGGGACCGCGAAUGACUUAGUCAAGCCUGUUAAUAUACUAAAUCAAGGAGUGCUAGGAGGAUCGGGCAAGGGUCAGAGACCAACCGGUAACCAGAUACCAUCAUCGGGACUAUUGGAUUCAGGACUUGGAGGUCUUGUGGGGCCUUCCAAACCAAAACCUUCACCCGCUGUAAGACCAAUGUGGAGUUCACCAUUCAAUAAUCCGCUUGGAUUUUUGCUCAAAUAAGUAUUAUUAUACUGAACGUGAGUGGGUCGUUGGUGAUCAUUUUUCUUGUACUUAUGAAUAAAUAGCUUUUCUUAAUUA
This is a messenger RNA of Pararge aegeria (speckled wood butterfly), 2192 nucleotides long. RefSeq names its product carboxylesterase 3 (gene CCE-un1). The transcript has 11 exons. NCBI's taxonomy places the organism in Eukaryota, Metazoa, Arthropoda, Insecta, Lepidoptera, Nymphalidae. Bases 36 to 2114 code for a protein of 692 amino acids. The record is from RefSeq and is a predicted model, not a curated record.